Astrephomene gubernaculifera is the source of this 7111-nucleotide messenger RNA. Lineage: Eukaryota; Viridiplantae; Chlorophyta; Chlorophyceae; Chlamydomonadales; Astrephomenaceae. The record is from the annotation of a GenBank genome assembly.
AAGCGGCGCCGAAGGAAAUGUCUGUGCUAGGCUAUCGGCUUACGAGAGUUACCAUGCGUCACCAAAGCAAGUGCAUUGCUCUACCUCUACCUGAGCGACAGCAGUUUCCGUUUUGAGGGCUUACAGACUGUAGGUCCUGCGUUACUAGCACACUCGCUUCCUUGCGACGCUCCUUCGUCUUGUCAGCGAAGGCUGUCUUCCGGGUUACGUUUUCGGGACUUGGUUCUUUCGCGCUGCCCGACGAUAGUUGCAUGUAAGGUUCAGCUUGCAAUCACCUUAUAUAUAGCGGCUUUAAGUUGGCGACUUUGCUCGACGGCAUGCUGGAUGGAAGCCAAAGGCAAUCGACUGCUGUCGCAGGUUCCGGGGCUAGCCCUCGUUGAUCCUAAAUGGCUAGCUAUAAUGGUAUCAGCGACUCGGCACCGAGGACCGGUUCCGCUAGUCACAAGCAGCGGUCAAGGGGGCUCCUGGCACGGCUCAGGUACCUUUGCGUCUGCGGAGCAUCGGCACGCGAGCACGGCGCUCCCCGCGGCCCCCGCUUUAGCCCAGCAGAGCCAGUCUGCGUAGCGCUUGAGAAAUCCGAGGGAAACGGCGUUUCGGUUACGGCAGGAGACUCGGCGGACAGCCAAGCUGGCCUCAGCGGGAGCGUCAACAGGCCAGCGUUGCAAGCUGUCGGCCCCGCAUGUGCCGACACGGCCUCUGGAACCUUGGUCGUCGACGGGGAUCCCCAGAACCCAAGUGCAGCAAAGGUGGACACGCAACGCUCCUUGCUGAGGACGCUGACGUUCAAUCUGCCACCCGGAAGCACGGCAUCCCUACACGUGAGCCCAGUUCAUCUAGUAGACAUGGACGCCACAGCCGGUUUGCUUGAUGGCUCCGCCAUCGGUGCUCCUCAACCGUUCACGGGAAGCCAUGCCUUUGCUAUACCGCAGCAUGCAGCUGCCAGCGCAACCGCUGCAGCGCAGUAUGCGCUGGAACCGCCAUUUACCGCAUUUCUGGAUUCCUCGUACAAAUUCGGUGGGCGCAACGCCAGGCCGGCAGCAGAGCCAUACCCAGUUACACGGGGAGAGCUCCCACAGGCGAGUGCGGGUAGGGCAAGUACCGGUACGUUCGGCACCGUGAGGGAAGCCGUGUGGCCCCGCGCACAGCUUGAAGACGUACCAAAGCGUUCCAUAUCUGCUUCGCUCUCGACCGAGAACCCAACAGCUUCCGGGCAGAGCCCACAUGCGCCCGGCUGCUCACCCGCGCUGGCCCCAACAGCCGCCGCGUCUUCGCAGAUACAGUUUGCGCCAGCUAUCCUCCAGGCCUCGCCAUUCGCCAAUUCCGGCAUGACUCUUGCCGCCGCCUCUAUCACCGCUGUGGCAUACCACGAGCCUUUUUCCGGCCGCCCAAACUCCCAAUCCUUUUCGCAUCCGCCCCGACAACCCAUCCCGCCGCCCUCGCCUCAUCAGCCCCAUGCUUCUUCGUCAACAUUCGGACCUGCUCCGCCUCCCUAUCCUCCUUCCUUCCCCGACCUUGACCAGCUGCAAGGCACCCAGUAUCACCACGGCCUCCAUGACCAAUACCACCACUACCAGCAACAAGUGCAGUGGCAGCAGUGGCAAUUGAGCAGCUCCGCGAGCCAUCCUAUGCACUACCAGUCCUUCACCUCCGCCACGCAGCAACGACACGGGCCACAUGAUGCUGUCUUUGCUUCUACCACUCCCGUACUGGGUCUUCCAGUAAACGACGCCGGCGCCCUGUUAUGCCCUCCAUCCAACACCAACAGUUGCACCAGCCCCUUUGUGUUAAACGGUGCCAGCAUCCUGCCGGAAAGCAGCCUUGGCGCUGCCCGUGUUUCCUUCCAUCCGCGCCCUCCCGCCGAUGUCCUGGUCGCACGGUACGGCAGCGGGGCCAUGGCUUUGGAGUACGGACGUUUAGAUCCAGCAAACGAGGCCUCAAGCGGAGGCCGUAACAAGGGUUCUUCUUUCUUGCCGCGUGGUGCGCUUUGUAGUCUGCCGUCUCCGCCGCAAGCGGUGUUUCCCGCGAGUGCCUCUGCUGCUGCUGCCAGCGGCGGCGCCGGCGGGGUAAUGUCGUACGGGCCGCCGCCGCUGUCGCCUGCACGGAGCAGUACGACCGGCUUCAUGGCGUUAUCACGCGUGUCGGCAUCGGGAGCGAGUGCGAGCAUGCUCAGCAUGCCCAUUGAAACCGGGUCGGUUUGCGACUUCACGGCACCGGAUACAGGUCUUCUGGCGGAGCAAACUGCGCUCGAAAUGGGCAUGAUGGCCCCUCCGCUUGACCUCUUGGCAGCUGGUGCCAACGUCUCGCCGCAGCAACCGCUGGCUCGAGGGGCGUACGGCGUCGUAUACAGCGGCACAUGGCAUGGUUGCACCUGUGCAGUCAAGAUCAUGCUUGCAGCCAACACCGAGAACCUCAGCUACCAGCUUACAGAGCUAUUCCUGUGUCGAGCCCUUUCCUGCCAUCCCAGCAUCGUCCAAACCUUCGAUUGCAGCAUCUGGCGUGUCACGACAGACACCCUAGCAGCCAUCAACCGCCUGUGCGACGCCGGCACGGGCACGACUGCCGCCGCCGGGGUAAGCGGCUUCAGAGCCCUUGGCAGCUGCGGCCGGGGCGCCGGCGGAGUCUGCAUGGCAGCUUCUAGUUCCGUACAUCCUUACAACUACAGCAUGUACGGCGGCUACGGCCGCAGCUGCAGCUGCAUUCCCCCUUCCGCCGCCAACGCGGCCACCAGUGACAUGGGGACGGCAUUACUGCCAGACGCCGCCGCGCACAUACGUCACACGCCCUCACCUGAACCACCGUUGGCCCCUAGAACCGCUCGGCCUGGGACCACUGGCGGCAUGGUUCCAAGCUCCGAAGCCAGCAGCCUCGAUACCCAGCGCUCUGGCCACAUGUCGGGCCCCAUUCCGAGCUGUCGGUACGGCACGCUCGGUGACCCCAGCGCCUCAACUCCAGCUGCAUGCAAUCCUACCGCUCUGUCCACCUCCAAUUCACUCCCAGUCGUCGGUCUCCACGACCGUGGUCUUCCACCAAGCACUCGUACCGACACGAAGCACGCGGCGCAUGAACGUAACAGCACGCGAUGGCCGUCGCCCGAACCGCCCUGCCAUGUUGCCCCCUGCUGCCGCCGCUCCGGCCAGCACGCAGCAGCCCCGGCUGCAUGCAGCAGAGCGCACAGCUGCGGCCUGACAACAACUGCGGCGCCCAUGCAGGGCCCAAGUACGCGGGUUCUGAGCGGCUUUCCCGGCUACAUGCUUGACUCGGCUAGCACGGCGAAUCUCCCGGCAGCUGCCUCCACCUUCUCAUGCAACUCAACUGUGAACUCCGAGUUGUUGCCAAAGGUCGUCGGCGUCGGGGCUAGCGGCGCUAGCGGCGUGAGCCCACUGGCAUCGGACCGCUCCGCCUUCUUAUCGGUGACUGCUGGCCGGCCCACGGGGCCGGGUGUGGGAGUGGGCGGGCUGGUCAUGCCGGCAGUGCGUAACGCGGUGGCCACGGGCGACGAUGAUGAAGACGCGGCCGCGGCGGCUGCUGGCGCCCGCAACCUGGCUCAGGUGCUGUCCCAGCUGGGCGCGCGUGAGGGCCAGUUGGCAGUGCUCCUGGUCAUGGAGGAGUGCGACCGGGGCUCGCUACAGCAGCUGCUGAACAAGACGGCCAAGGCGGCGGGCAGGGCCGGAGUUGCAACCAGCACGGCGGGGGCUGUUGCGCAGGGGUACGGAGGCGGCGGCGGCGCUGCUGCUGGCAGUUGUGGUGGUGAUGGCGGCGGUGAUGGGGGAUCAGCGCUGUACAUGCCGUUUUCGGGCGGCGGUCGCUAUGGCGUGCUUGAGGCUCUGCGGGCGAUGGUGCAGACGGCAAAGGAGCUGGCACUGGGCAUGGCCUUCUUGCACGUCCACAACAUCGUCCACGGAGAUCUCAAACCAGGCAACGUACUCCUCAAGGGCAGCCGCCAGGACAAGCGGGGCUUCGUGGUUAAGAUCAGCGACUUUGGACUUAGCCGCGUGCUUCACACAGCCGCAGCCGCACAGCCUUGCGUUGCAGAGCCUGCAACUGCAGAAGGAGCCGGCGACGACAGCGAGGCUGAGCACAGGAGCAGUAGCGGCUGCUGUGGCUGCGGCUGCGGCGGUGGCGGACGAAAUGGCACGAUUGCGUACAUGGCUCCGGAACUGAUUAAUGGCAAGCACAUGUCUAAGGCCAGCGAUGUUUGGGCUUACGGCGUCCUGCUGUGGCAGCUGGUCACCGGCAAGCCGCCGUACGAGGACCUCCUACCCAUCCAGAUCUACGCGGCAGUGGCUAGCGGUGAGCAGCUGCUGAGCUGGCCGGACGGCACCCACCCCGCACUCGUGCAGCUGGGCCAGUCCUGUCUGGCAGUGAACCCCAAGGACCGGCCCACCUUUGCCCAGGUGAUCACCGAGGAGGAGCAAGAGCAGGAGGAGCAUCUACAUGAGUUUUGCCGGUUCGAAAGCCUCCAUGGACCCAUGGGUCUAUCUCUCGACGUUAACUGUAUGCUCCGUUUUGCUUCCUCAUGUUUAGCCUGUUUACAGUGCUUAUACUUUGUUCGUCUUUUAUACCUGUGCGUUGUGUUUCACAGAAGACCUGGUUGUGGUUGCCGCAGAUCGUGCGGAGAUUGCAACGUCUUGAGGCGGAGGUGAACACCGACAGCCUCGUCAAGCGCCCGUAAGGCUGCCCGAGGUCAUCCAUCCUUGUUGACAGCUUGCAACGCUGUCCUCUCCGUCAAGCAGCAGCAUCCUGAGCUGUGGGUCGAGGUGUUGUCAAGGGCAGCUAUCAAAGCAGAGCAUGGCGCAUGCAUGUAGCUCAGCUAGAGGGCAUGCAAGGUGCAGGAACCCCGGAUUGGGUGAACGAAUGAACCAAGCGACAGCGACCGAGCUGCAUGGGAUUCCCUCGAUGUUUUAGUUUAUUUUGAAAUUUAGUAUUAGAUAAAUAUAUGAAACGCCGGUAUGAAGUGUGUGGCUUGCGCAUGUUGCCCCGUUGCGCAUUGCAGCUUCCCUGAUGUCCAGGUUGCCGCGAGCCGCCGCAGGUCUACUUUCUUCACCAUGACCGGUUGCAUGCGAUCUUCCCCGCCCUAGCUAGGCAUUAGGCAAUUGCCGCCGCAAUCGCCGGACCAUCGCGUGCGUUGUGGCCGAUUUUCUGGUUUAGUACCCGCAUUAUGAUUGCUUGGGCGCUACAAGAUUUCCAUGCUGGCAUGCCUUUACUAUGCGAGAAGCCAUACCGGACAAAUCGGAGGGCGAUCUAAUUGUUGUCUGUUCAUGCUUUGGUAGAAGGCUGUCCUGUGUGAACCAAAGUGUUUAAUAAACCGGUGUGUGUUAAGAAAACGGUGGCAUGCGUUUGCGUCCCCGCCAUACUGCUGCCAUACGAAUAUCCAUGUCCGCUGUUGAUGUCUGGAAUGAUUCCUUGUGGUGUUAGGGGGUUGGUGGGGGACUCCCAAGGGCAUUAUAGUUUGCAUUUUGUUGGGCCUGAUGCCUGGUGCAAUACUUAUUACCCACGGCAGCACUGAGCAUGGAACGAAACCGGUGCAGGGUUGGAUUGUUUCAUGGUCUACGGUUGGGGUGGGGUGUGGGGUCAACGGUGGGGUGUUUCGUAUUCUGGCACCUGAGCGGUAUAGCAGCAGCUAUUUGGUUCCGUUGGGCACAUUUCAACCUGCCUUUCCUAUUUUUGGGAGUGGAAGGGAAAGCAGGCCUGGCUACAGAGUGAUGCCCGUUGUGCCCGUCUGUGUUGUUGUGUUGGAAGUCGCAUGUUGUGUUGGAAGUCGCGGCUUCACUGGAUUGGCUGCCUUCAUGGGAAAUCUGGGGAGAUCGUCUAUUUCGGCGGGUAGCCAGCGUUGGCAGUUUGUGAGGAAUGUGGUCGGGCUGUUGUAAUUGCACAGUGUGGCAUUAUUGCUCACUGUUGUUGACGGUAUGGCUUGCUAUUGUGUUUGACGCGCAUGAUUGAAUUCUUUCCAAUUUUGGGAGGGCUUGCGCAUGCCCUGAUAUGUUGUCAACAUGCAUCAUGGAAAAGCAAGGAGACCUGCAGCACGAAAGCAACUGCUCAGUUUAGGUACCGCUAGCGUUCUUACCUGUCGCGACGAUAGCGACUGGCAGUCAGACUGUGCGUUUCGUGGUGUAUUAGAGGGGCCGUAUGCGUGUUCCUUCGAAUCUGAGGAGUUAUCCAAGCUCCGAUUUGCAGGAAGCCUGAGGUGGUUUGACAAAAUUCCCAAGUAGGACUCUGUUGUGGCUGUACGUCUUACAGUGUUGUGGUCGCUGCAUGCGACUACUGUUGUCUUUCGUGUUUUCACGUGACGCCGUGAAGCAUCUAGCCUGUAGGACUAGCUGUGGUGGAUUCGGGGGGCAACGUGCUCAGAACCGGCGCUACCAAUGGAGGCUGCCUUAUCUUUUGUUGUCUUGUAGAGGGUUUCAUCAUCAGGUUGGUCUUGCUCCAGACUGCAGUUGGCUCUUUCUAUCAGUUUGUUGCGUGACUGCAUCCUUUGACGUACCGGUACCGGUAUCUCAACAAGCGUAGCGCCCUCUGCUCACGGUAAGGUGCAUCAAUUUGUUGGCUUAUUGGCUUUCAUGGGGCAAGUUGCCACUCCUGAUGGUAGAUCUCGUUCACGACCGAGGCUAUAACUCAAAUGGCUGUGGCCGAGUCACCGUAACGUUGCUUUGCUACGCGAGAGGCGUCGAGGGUGGUCGACCCGCCCCUCCUCAUCUUUCAUUGCCCGCCGCACCACCCGCGGCAGUUGCAGGAUGUGUCGCAGAUUCGUUGAAGCCGAGCCUGGGAAAGACGCUGCAUAUUAGCCAAAUGUGCGGGCAGAAGGCGUUGCAGGUUGCUGUACAUGUCCGUAGAAGGGUUGGAAGCCCGGGGUUUUUGGCCUGCCCUUGAUUCCAGGCGCUCCGCUAGGCCGCGCCUUGGAAGCAAGGGAUAAGCCGUAGGGACACGUCUCAUGCCAUCACACUCUUUGCGACAUGUUUCGUUGGUUGGUUGUGUGCACGCAUCCUGGGUUGAUGAUGGUCGACAUGGCUGCUCUGCGUGAAUUAGUCACAUUGGGGGCUACAAUGCGGUAUUCGCUUCUUAACGUACGCGUACUGACUUUCUUAUGCUUUGUAAAGCAAUGAAGGAACACGAC